AUGUCAAGCGCAGCUGCUCGUGCGGAAGCGCGACGCAAAGCCAUUCUCAGUCGCGGUUCGGACAGACUGUCAAAACUUACGACGUCUGCCCGAGGAGAAGACGCGCCUGCAUACGCUCAUGACGAACCGCCCUCUAACCUCUCUUCAUUUCUCGGCGAGGACACACCCACACCCACGUCCACCGCUCCCCGUCCACGCCCCUCUCGUCCAAACACCAAUACAAGCACCCCGACACCUGGUUCUAUCAAUCCUGGGUUACCUUUCGACCUCUUUGGAGGUGCUUCUGACCCGUCCGCCUUUACCGAUGGGCUCCAGCAACAAUUCAUGCAAGCUUUGAUGGGUGGCAUGAUGGGUGGCACCCCCACUUCUCCCUCAAACGCCCUUCCGUCGUCUGCAUCCAGCACCCUCGCCGGAUCUGACAAUGGUUCUGCUGGACCUUCCCCCGACGAUCCCCUCAUGGCUCUUAUGAACUCCUUACAAGCAGCCGGUGCGGGUGGCGCGGGUGGCCCCGACUCGAACCCGUUCGCUCAAGGUUCCAUGGCCAAUCCAUUCGCAGCCGGUGGCGCCUCUGAUAUGUUUGGCAAGAUGGCUGCCGCUCCAAAACCCAAAACUAUGCUGCAGAGGCUUCUGCCUCUGAUACACGUGUUGUCGAUGUGGUGUCUUGUUGCGUUCUUCGUAAUAUGGAAGGAGCCUGAGGUGUGGGCGAUUGAAGGAAAAGGCCCGGUGGGUUGGGGCGAAAUGUGGAGGAGGUGGGCGGAACUGGGUAGGGGACAGACUACUGGGCUAAGUGGAGGUGGAUUGAAACUAGGAAGGGAAGCAUGGGGAGUGCAGGUCGUUCCUUUCUUCUGGGCAUUUGUCUCGCUCGAGCUUGCAUUGCACUCGCUACAUAUCUUCUCUGGUCUCAACACGACACAACCUCCAAUGCUACUCAUGCUCGCCCUUCCGCAUCUUCCCAAACCACUGCCCACCCUCGUCCUCACAGGGCUGAAGUACAUUCAGAUGGGCAGCACGCUGCUAGACGACAUCGCAGCCGUCCUAGUUGCGUUAGGCCUGCUCGUUGCUGUUUCGGGAUGGUUAGCAGGAUAG
Messenger RNA from Stereum hirsutum FP-91666 SS1, 1086 nucleotides. RefSeq lists its product as uncharacterized. The record is from RefSeq and is a predicted model, not a curated record. The coding region runs from base 1 to 1086 and encodes 361 amino acids. The transcript has 4 exons. Gene Ontology annotation, biological process: retrograde vesicle-mediated transport, Golgi to endoplasmic reticulum. Lineage: Eukaryota; Fungi; Basidiomycota; Agaricomycetes; Russulales; Stereaceae.